UGACUGGCUGUAGAGUCUGCGCCGUUGGUGAAUGGCGUUGGUGGCGGGAAAGUUGAGUCUCUCCUGCGCCUAGCCUUCGGGGCGAUGUGUAGUGACUUCCAUAGGGCUGAGUCUGGGACCGAGCUCCUUGCCCGACUUGAAGGUAGAAGUUCCUUGAAAGAAAUAGAACCAAAUCUGUUUGCUGAUGAAGAUUCACCUGUGCAUGGUGACAUUCUUGAAUUUCAUGGCCCAGAAGGAACAGGAAAAACAGAAAUGCUUUAUCACCUAACAGCACGAUGUAUACUUCCCAAAUCAGAAGGUGGCCUGGAAGUAGAAGUCUUAUUUAUUGAUACAGAUUACCACUUUGAUAUGCUCCGGCUAGUUACAAUUCUUGAGCACAGACUAUCCCAAAGCUCUGAAGAAAUAAUCAAAUACUGCCUGGGAAGAUUUUUUUUGGUGUACUGUAGUAGUAGCACCCACUUACUUCUUACACUUUACUCACUAGAAAGUAUGUUUUGUAGUCACCCGUCUCUCUGCCUUUUGGUUUUGGAUAGCCUGUCAGCUUUUUACUGGAUAGACCGCGUCAAUGGAGGAGAAAGUGUGAACUUACAGGAGUCUACUCUGAGGAAAUGUUCUCAGUGCUUAGAGAAGCUUGUAAAUGACUAUCGCCUGGUUCUUUUUGCAACGACACAAACUAUAAUGCAGAAAGCCUCGAACUCAUCAGAAGAACCUUCUCAUGCCUCUCGACGACUGUGUGAUGUGGACAUAGACUACAGACCCUAUCUCUGUAAGGCAUGGCAGCAACUGGUGAAGCACAGGAUGUUUUUCUCCAAACAAGAUGAUUCUCAAAGCAGCAACCAAUUUUCAUUAGUUUCACGUUGUUUAAAAAAGACGGGUUUCACCAUGUUAGCCAGGCUGGUCUCAAACUCCUGGGCUCAAUCCAUCUACCUUGGCCUCCCAAUGUGCUGGAAUUACAGGUGUGAGCUACCAUGCCCAGCCAAUUACUAGUAUUUUCUUAUCUAUUUAGAAUAGUCAGGCAUACCUCAAAAUGGAUUGAAUCAUUUCCAGCUGAGAGCUAGACAGGCACUUUUUUGCUUUUGAGAUAGACUCUCUCCCUCUGCUGCCCAGGCUGGAGUGCAGUGGUGCAAUCUUGGCUCACUGCAACCUCCGCCUCCCAGAUUCAAGUGAUUUUCCUGGCUCAGCCUCCCAAGUAGCUGGGAUUACAAGCAUGCUCCACCACGCCCAGCUAUUUUUUGUAUUUUUAGUAGAGAUGGGGGUUUCGCCAUGUUGGUCAGGCUGGUCUUGAACUCCUGACCUCAAGUGAUCUGCCUGCCUCGGCCUCCCAAAGUGCUAGGAUUACAGGCGUGAGCCACCGCACUCAGCCUGGACAGGAACUUUGGUGCAGGGAUGGCCCAAACAGGAGCAUGCACCUCAAGGGAUAUACAAGGUGAUGUAUAGGAAGAAAGUUUUAGAAAUUCUAUUAAUUUUAAUUCAAGAAAAGAUCAAUUUAUAUUGGUUUGAUAUUUAGAUUGACUUCAGCAGUCUCUUUCAAUCUGUAUGUCAGAAUGUCAUAUGUCACAUAUGUAUCUGAGUUACUCCAUGGGAAAAAUGGAAGGGAUUUAGAGUAGUGUUCUCAUAGGUUUGUUCAUUUGUAUGUUACCUAUCAGUUAAAACUAUUUCACUGUAAAUGCACUUAUCUAAUGAACGUUCUUUUCAAGGGUUUAAGAGGAACACUGCAAAGAAACUGAGCUGGAAAUCGUGUUUUCAUAACGCAGCCUAGCAGAUGCAGCAGGUGCCGUCUGUGCCCACCCACCAGUCGUGGGCCUGCUACUCUGGUCCACUACAGUUUCCAAACAUCCAGGGCUUCUGAGGGUGUCUUCUUGAUGCCACAGCCUGCCGGGCUGCAUGUGGGGCAAGCUGGGCCAUCCUUAACCAACGAGGGGCAUUUGGUGCAUAAACACCUGGAUUUCCUCAGCUCUCAGUGAGAGCUGUUUCUCAGAGUGGCCCCAGCAGGAGGCAUUCCCAGUUGCUUACAGCGAUAACCUCUUCAUGGACACAUCACUUACUGCCUCCCUCCCUUCCAUUCCUCACUUCCCCACUUUCUCAGGGGCCUCCUGGGAUGUCUCCCUUGUGAACAGGCCUGUCUUAGGAACGUGUCAGCAGACAGUAAAAAGUCAUCAGACGGCCGGGCGCGGUGGCUCACGCUUGUAAUCCCAGCACUUUGGGAGGCCAAGGCGGGCGGAUCACGAGGUCAGGAGAUCGAGACUAUCUUGGCUAACACGGUGAAACCCCGUCUCUACUAAAAAUACAAAAAAUUAGCCGGGCGUGGUGGCGAGCGCCUGUAGUCCCAGCUCCUCGGAGAGGCUGAGGCAGGAGAAUGGCGUGAACCCGGGAGGCGGAGCUUGCAGUGAGCCGAGAUUGCGCCACUGCACUCCAGCCUGGGGGACAGAGACUCCGUCUCAAAAAAAAAAAAAAAAAAAAGUCAUCAGACUAACAGCCCUUCAAUGGUGUUUGCUCUUCAGCCACAUGAUGAAAUUAAACACGAUGGCAGUUGUUCACACCCACACACCUGUAUGCUCCCACUAAAUAAUUUUACCUUGAAAAAAAAAAACUGUGUGCGUGUGUGUAUAUAUAUAUACACACAUAUAUAUGUAUACAUAUAUACACAUAUAUAUGUGUGUAUAUAUAUAUACAUAUGUGUGUGUGUGUGUGUAUAUAUAUAUAUAUAUAUAUAUAUGUAUGUAUAUUUUUUUUUUUUCCUUUUGAGACAGUCUCACUCUGCCACCCAGGCUGGAGUGCAAUGGUGUGAUCUCGGCUCACUGCAACCUCCACCUCCUGAGCUCAAGCGAUUCUCCUGACUCAGCCUCCCAAGUAGCUGGGAUUACAGGCGCCUGCCACCACGCCUGGCUAAUUUUUGUAUUUUUAGUAGAGACAGGGUUUCACCAUGUUGGACAGGCUGGUCUUGAACUCCUGACCUCGGGUGAUCCACCCACCUCAGCCUCCCAAAGUGCUGGGGUUAAGACUUGAGCCGCCGCGCCUGGCCACGAAUAUAUAUAUAUUUUAAUAGUUCAUCUUUCUAAAUUUUGUGUACUUUUAUUAUAUGCAAUACAUGUUAUACAUAAGUAAUUUAUAAACAUUUGUAAGUUGGGGAAAUAUGCUAAUUUCCCCCAUCAGUGUGUAUGGUCAGUACAAUUCAGAAUCUUCAGCUCUAGAGAAAAGAUGUGAAUAUUCAGUUACCUUCCCUUUCAAGCUCUGUAAAUUGUGUGUGCCAAGUGUGUAUGAAAAACUCAGCAACUCUCAGCAGAAGUCUAGCCUUGAAUAUGAUAAGAUUUUCCAUUUCCUCUUUCUAUAAAUGAAGUGCUAAUUUAAUGGACUGUUAUUCACAGAUUUAUAACUUAUUCUUCAGGAACAUGAUUAAAAAAUAAUGAACUUUUAUAUUACAUUAUCAAUUAUAUAUUAAUGUAUCAGACUAAAGACUUCGUUAUCUUAAAAAGAUUUGUUAUUUGACAUGUUGGAAGGAAUUAAGAAUACUGGCUAGGUCGGGCGUGGUGGCUCACACCUGUAAUUCCAGCACUUUGAGAGGCCGAGAUGGAUGGAUCACUUGAGGUAAGGAGUUCGAGACCAGCCUGGCCAACAUGGUGAAACUCCGUCUCUACUAAAAAUAGAAAAAUUAGCUGGGCGUGGUGGUGCACACCUGUAAUCCCAGCUACUAGGGAGGCUGAGGCAAGAGAAUUGCUUGAGCCCUGGAGGCGGAGGUUGCAGUGAGUUGAGAUUGUGCCACUGCACUCCAGCCUGGGCAACAGAGCAAGACUCCAUCUCAAAAAAAAAAAAAAGAAUACCGGUUAAUAAAAAAAUAUUUAAACCAAAAGUUAUACACUAGAAAUGUUAAGGCUGGCAUGGUGGCUCACACCUGUAAUCCCAGCACUUUGGGAAACUGAGGCAGGUAGAUCAUUUGAGGUCAGGAGUUUGAGACCAGCCUUGCCAACUUGGUGAAACCCUGUCUCUACUAAAAAUGCAAAAAAAGUUAGCCAGGCGGUAGAGGCAUGUGCCUGUAAUCCCAGCUAUGCGGGAGGAUGAGGCAGGAGAAUUGCUUGAGCCUGGGAGGCAGAGGGCGGAGUGAGCCAAGAUCAUGCCACUGCACUCCAGACUGGGUGACAGAGUGAGACCCUGUCUCAAAAAAAUAAAAAAGAAAUUUUAGCACUUGUAAAAAGAAUCCACCUUAUAAAGAGAAAGAGACACCACAUUGUAAGUUACAUACGUGGCAGACACCAGGGAUGCAGGAUAGAACCAGAAGAAUAAUAGAAGUGCAUGUUUACAAAUCUUAGAAUAUCCCAUUUAUUUAUUUUAUUUACUUGCAAAAAAAAACAUGGGGAUCAUAAAAUACUUUUCUUCUCAGGGUCAUUUUGAGAAUCUAGUGAAAAAAAUACAUGUGAAAAAUAGUUCAGACAUUCAUUUCAUAGUAUAUACUAUACAAAAUAGGGUAUGUACCUUAUCACUUGCUUCAAAUAUAUAGUUUUCUGCUUUUAACUAUAAGAUGCUGUAUUAUCAAUAUCAUUAAUUUUUUUUUUAUUAAUUUUUUUGCAUACAAAAACAAUAAACAUUUUCUAAAAAUACAUACAAACAAAAAGAUGCGUAUCAAACAUAUUAGGAAGGUUGCACAUGGGAAGUCGGGGAAUAGA
Molecule: messenger RNA, 4658 nt
Organism: Symphalangus syndactylus (siamang)
Lineage: Eukaryota; Metazoa; Chordata; Mammalia; Primates; Hylobatidae
Gene: XRCC2
Product: X-ray repair cross complementing 2
Biological process (GO): double-strand break repair via homologous recombination; DNA strand invasion
Cellular component (GO): centrosome; replication fork; Rad51B-Rad51C-Rad51D-XRCC2 complex
Molecular function (GO): ATP binding; four-way junction DNA binding; ATP-dependent DNA damage sensor activity
Source: RefSeq, a predicted model, not a curated record